AUGACUCAACCUUUUGAGAAAACUAUUAAACAGUUAAAGACAUUGAUUGAAUAUAGAAAGACUCAUCUUGCACCUGUUGAUACAAUGGGUUGCGAUAUAACAGCAGAAAAAAUAAAUCCUAAAGAUCAUAGAUUUCAAAUUUUGAUCUCUCUAAUGCUAAGUUCCCAAACAAAAGAUCAAAUGACUCACGCUGCAGCUUUGAAGCUUCAAAAAAUAGAAGGUGGUUUCAAUGCACCAAAUUUAAUGAAAGCAGACAGAGAAACCAUCCUUUCAUGCAUAUCAUGUGUAGGAUUUGCUAAUAGGAAAACAGAUUAUAUUAGAGAGGCAGCAAAAAGAUGCCAUGAAAAAUAUGAUGAUGACGUUCCUAAGACACUCAAAGAAUUCACGGAGUUUAAAGGCGUAGGAAUUAAAAUGGGAACAUUAGCUAUGGCGCGAUGCUGGAACGAACAAAUCGGCAUUGGUGUAGAUGUUCAUGUUCAUAGAAUUUCAAACCUUCUUGGAUGGGUUAAAACAAAUCAUCCAGAUGAAACUGAAACAGCACUUCAGAAAGUGCUGCCAAAAGACAUUUGGCCUGAAGUUAACCAUUGUUUAGUUGGUUUUGGCCAAACUGUAUGUGGAUCCAAGAAGAGGAAAUGUGAAGAAUGCCCUAUAUCAAGUACAUGCCGUUAUUAUCUCGGUGAAGAUACGCAAAGUGAAGAAGAAACAGAAGAAGAGAAAUAA
Molecule: messenger RNA, 720 nt
Organism: Trichomonas vaginalis G3
Lineage: Eukaryota; Parabasalia; Trichomonadida; Trichomonadidae
Product: oxidized pyrimidine nucleobase lesion DNA N-glycosylase protein
Exons: 1
Coding region: 1-720 (239 amino acids)
Biological process (GO): nucleotide-excision repair; base-excision repair, AP site formation; base-excision repair
Cellular component (GO): nucleus
Molecular function (GO): oxidized pyrimidine nucleobase lesion DNA N-glycosylase activity; 4 iron, 4 sulfur cluster binding; DNA-(apurinic or apyrimidinic site) endonuclease activity
Source: RefSeq, a predicted model, not a curated record